Trametes versicolor FP-101664 SS1 is the source of this 3534-nucleotide messenger RNA. RefSeq lists its product as uncharacterized. The record is from RefSeq and is a predicted model, not a curated record. The transcript is spliced from 9 exons. The coding region runs from base 1 to 3534 and encodes 1177 amino acids. NCBI's taxonomy places the organism in Eukaryota, Fungi, Basidiomycota, Agaricomycetes, Polyporales, Polyporaceae. Gene Ontology annotation, molecular function: fatty acid synthase activity; enoyl-[acyl-carrier-protein] reductase (NADH) activity. Gene Ontology annotation, biological process: long-chain fatty acid biosynthetic process. Gene Ontology annotation, cellular component: fatty acid synthase complex.
AUGCUGCUACGGCAGUCAAACGGUGUGCGCUGUUCUGGUCCAAAGUGCAAGCACCACCUUCGCCUUCUGCCACCUCGACUUGUGCCGCCCGAGUCCUCCCGCCUUGUGCCACCGACGCCUGCAGUCAAGAUCGCCCUGCCUCCCGCCUGUCUUUCCGCUCGCCCCCCGGCCCCAAAGCUGCAGGUCACGACCACGACCACGGUUGUGGGCCGUGCCCCGUUCGGCGUCACCAAUCAAGCUCAUGGGGUCGAGUCUGCUCACGUCAGGUCCACCAUAGCGCAGUUCGUGAGCUCGACAGGGAAGGCAGAGGCAUGGGUGGGUGUCCACGUUCAUGACGACACAAAACAAGGCCGGCUCUCCAUUCCUCAAGUCUCUGCUAUCCCUUAUGGGCCGUCCAGCGCGCUUCUCUCCGCAGUAAAGCGUAGAGACGCGUCUGUCUACGCACUCUUCGGCGGUCAAGGGACCAACGAGGUCUACUUCGACGAGCUCCAGACUCUCUACGACAUCUACAAGCCCUACGUCUCACAAUUCCUGACGAAUGUUACCCGCGAUAUCUUGAUUCCCCUCGUCGAGGAAUCUGAGGAGGACACCUACUACACGCAUGGCCUUGACGUAAUUUCAUGGCUGACAGGCGCAUCACCGCGCCCCCCUGUCUCCUACCUCGCCACCAUCCCCAUCUCAUUCCCUCUCAUUGGCCUUACGCAGCUCACGCAGUAUCUGGUCGUAUGCCGAGUCACUCAGUCCACCCCUGGCGACCUCCUCUCUCGUCUCCAAGGGUCUACCGGUCACUCUCAGGGUCUCGUCUCGGCGCUCUGCAUUGCGGCGUCGAUGACCAGCGAGUCGUUCUUCGAGAACGCAUUGAAGGCCCUCAAGUGGCUCUUCUACUCCGGCCUGCGCGGCCAGAAAGCGUUUCCUGUCCUUGCACUCGAGCCGACCAUUGUGCAAGACUCAGUAGAGGGCAGCGAGGGCGCCCCCAGCCCUAUGUUUGUUUGUGUCGUCACCAGCCCCUCGCGUGCGCUGUACGGUCUCGUCACCCACCUCCGGAAGGUCCGCGCACCCAGCGGGCUCGACCAGAGCAAGACUCCCUUCUCGCAACGCAAGCCGGUCUUUUCGGUGCGCUUCCUCGUGGUUGGCGUCCCCUAUCACAGCAAGUACCUCGCAGAUGUUGCGGAUGAGGUCAUGGAUGGCCUCGAGGGCAAGGAGUUGUGGUCCAAGGAGGACCUCGCGAUCCCUGUGUACCACACAGAGAACGGCUCCGACCUCCGAUCAUCAAAGGCGACCGACUUCCCCGAGACCGCUACACAUGCGGUCGACUUCGGUCCUGGUGGUUUGAGCGGAAUCGGUCCUUUGACUUCGCGGAACCUCGAGGGCCGCUGUGUGCGCGUCGUCAUUGUGGGCGACAGGUCUAAGGGUCCUGCGGAGCUCUACGACGCGCAGAACAUCAAGACCGAGCAAUGGUGGGCGAAGAAGUUCUCCCCGUCUGGUGAAGACCAGAUCGACAUGCCAUUCUCUCGCCUGCUCGGCAAGCCCCCAAUCAUGGUCGCCCGUAUGACGCCGACCACCGUGAAGGCAGGCUUCGUGAGCGCCGUCCUCGACGCGGGUUACCACGUUGAGCUUGCGGGCGGCGGACACUACAGGGCCGCCGCACUUCGCGAGAAGGUGGCGGAGAUCCAGAGCAAGACACAUGCGGGUGUCGGUAUCACGCUGAUCGCACUCUUCAUCAACCCGCGCCAAUUUGGCUUCCAGUUCCUGUUGUGGCAGGAGAUGCACCGCGAGGGUCUCCCAAUCGAGGGCUUCUGCGUUGCAGCAGCCGGUAUCCCCAGCACGGAGAAGGCGGCUGAGAUCAUUGACGCGCUCCGCGCUGCUGGCAUCAAGCACGUCUUGUUCAAGCCCGGCUCCGUCGACGGCAUCUGCCAGGUCGUGAACAUCGCGGCCGCCAACCCCGACUUCCCCAUCAUCAUGCAGUGGACCGGUGGUCGUGCGGGAGGUCACCACUCGUGCGAGGACUUCCACCAGCCUAUCCUCUCGACGUACGGCUCCAUCCGCCAGCACUCGAACCUCCUGCUCGUCGGAGGCUCUGGCUUCGGCGGUGCCGAUGAUGUAUGGCCGUACCUCACCGGUGACUGGUCUGUUGAGGCUUUCGGUGCUCAGCCGAUGCCUUUCGACGGUUUCCUGUUCGCCAGCCGCGUCAUGGUUGCGAAGGAGGCCCACACCAGCUCGUCUGUCAAGGACCUCAUCGUCGCCGCGUCCGGCGUCGACGACUCGAAGUGGGAGGGCACCUACUCGAAGAAGACCGGUGGCAUCCUCACCGUCCGCUCGGAGCUCGGCGAGCCCAUCCGCGAGAUCGCGACGCGUGCCGUCAAGCUCUGGAAGGAGUUCGACGAUACCAUCUUCAAGCUGCCCAAGGAGAAGCGCACGACGUGGCUCAACGAGCACCGUGCGGAGGUCAUCGCGGAGCUCAACAAGGACUUCGCGAAGCCGUGGUUUGGGUGGAAGGACGACUCCGUUGUCGAGGACAUCGCGGACAUGACCUACGAGGAGGUCGUCCUGCGCAUGGUGCGCUUGAUCGCUGGAUCGACACGUCGCUCCGGAACCCGGAACCUCACCGGGGACUGGCUGCGCCAUGUUGAGGAGUGCUUCGCUGGCAUCAACGGCGGCCAGAAGCCGUCAAUCCUUCAGUCUUACACGUCGCUCGACAGGCCCCAGGCGUUCAUCGAGAAGUUCUUCAAGACGUACCCGGCCGCAACGGAGCAGCUCCUUGCGUCCGAGGACAAGGCCUACUUCCUUGCCAUCCUGCAGCGCCCCAGUCAGAAACCCGCACCUUCAUCCCCAAGCUCGAUGCAAGCCUUGAGGUCUGGUUCAAGAAGGUAUGACUCCCUCUGGGCUGCUGAGGACAUCGACGCUGUCUUCGACCAGGACCCCCAGCGUGUGUGCAUCCUCCAGGGCCCUGUUGCCGUGAAGCACGCGAAGGUCAAGGACGAGCCUAUCAAGGAGAUGCUCGGAAACAUCACCUCGAUCUUCAUUGACAAGCUCGUCGACCGCUUCUACGCCGGCGACAAGUCGAAGAUUCCGACAGCCGAGUACCUCGCUCCGGCACCUCGCGCUCUCCCCGCUGUGAUUGCCUCCGCCGUCGCUGGCAACACCGCGACUUACGUCAUGGGUCAGUCCACCCCGGAGACUUUGGUGCGGCUCGAGACCCUCGUGGGCCCCAAGCUCAGCUGGGCACGUGCGCUACUCACGUCCACGACCAUCGUGCAGGGCACGGCGUACGUUGACAACCACAUGCGUCGUCUCUUCGCUCCCCACUGGAGCAGAAGGAGCGCCCGCGUCCCUCUCCACGUUGUCUACAAGCCCGCCAUGGGCUACGUGCCCAUUCACAAGGUCGCCGAUGACUGCCACACGCGCAUCAAGGCCUUCUACGGUGACGACGAGGUGCUCCCCGAGGUCGACCUCCGCAACAGAAAUAGUGAUUUUGACCUUAACCUCUACGCAGGACACGCCGUGGCUGACACGGCGCGUGCACACGAUCUGUGA